AUGGCUCUCGCUGGCAAAGUAGCUCUUAUCGUCGGCGGUGUUAAGAACCUUGGAGCCCAGUGUGCUCUUGAGCUCGCCAGCGUGGGGGCCAAUCUUGCUCUGCACUAUCACUCUGCCUCUGGCAAGAAAGACGCAACUGCUCUUGAAGCCGAAUUGAAGCAAAAGAACCCUUCGAUUAAGGUGGCCUUCUACCAGGGCGAUCUGACUGCUGCACCUGCGGUGACGAAGUUGUUUCAAGAAGUCGUCCGCGACUUUGGCCAUGUGGACAUUGUGGUGAACACCGCUGGCAAGGUGUUGAAGAAGCCCAUCACCGAGAUCAGUGAGGAAGAAUAUGAUAGCAUGUUUGCGAUUAACUCGAAAACUGCUUUCUUUGUGCUGAAGGAGGCCGCACUCCAUGUAACCGACGGUGGAAAGAUCAUCAGCAUUGUCACCGCGCUUCUAGGCGCGUUUACCGGCUACUACACGUCCUACGCCGGCAGCAAAGCUCCAGUGGAGCACUUCACUCGUGGUGUUUGCAAAGAGCUUCAGUCACGCAAAAUCAGUGUGAACAACAUCGCCCCGGGACCAAUGGACACACCGUUUUUCUAUCCCCAGGAAUCUCCCGAGGCUGUGGAGUUCCACAAAUCGAAUGGUAUGGGUGGUCGCCUGACCGACAUCAAGGACAUUGCCCCCAUCGUCCGCUUCCUUUGCACGGACGGUGCCUGGAUUACUGGACAAACCCUUUUCGCCAACGGUGGAUAUACUACCCGCUAA
Penicillium chermesinum is the source of this 753-nucleotide messenger RNA. RefSeq lists its product as uncharacterized. The coding region runs from base 1 to 753 and encodes 250 amino acids. The transcript has 4 exons. Lineage: Eukaryota; Fungi; Ascomycota; Eurotiomycetes; Eurotiales; Aspergillaceae. The record is from RefSeq and is a predicted model, not a curated record.